This is a messenger RNA of Lentinula edodes (shiitake mushroom), 1611 nucleotides long. RefSeq names its product cytochrome P450. Bases 1 to 1611 code for a protein of 536 amino acids. The record is from RefSeq and is a predicted model, not a curated record. Lineage: Eukaryota; Fungi; Basidiomycota; Agaricomycetes; Agaricales; Omphalotaceae. Gene Ontology annotation, molecular function: oxidoreductase activity, acting on paired donors, with incorporation or reduction of molecular oxygen; iron ion binding; monooxygenase activity. The transcript has 17 exons.
AUGCUUCCUAUUCUCAGCUUGCCUCUAGUCAUCGAUAUUGCUCUAUACUACUGCAUCUAUCGAACGUUCAAGUGGCUUUUGAGCCCUUAUAUCUUUCCCCAAUUUCGCCACAUUCCUGGACCUACAUCGCAGUCGUGGUUUAAAGGAAACCUUGGCCAACUAUUUAAUGCCAAAGGAUUACCAUUUCACCAACAGCUGGUCGACCGUUUCGGUGGUAUGGUCAAGAUAUACGGAUUCUUCGGGGACGAACAAUUAUAUGUGUCCGACCCCCACGCACUACAAAGCAUUAUUGUGAAGGACCAAGACGCAUUUGAAGAGACAGCUGUGUUUAUUGAUACGAACAGAGUUAUAUUUGGGCCUGGUCUUGUGAGCACCACCGGCGAUGUACACAAGAAGCAGCGUAAAAUAGUCGCUCCAGUCUUCUCCGUUCCUCAGUUGAAAAAAGUGACGCCAAUAGUGUAUGAAAUUGCGGAGAAGCUUGCAGAUGUUCUCACGCGGGAAGUUCAUGCAUCCCGGACAACAAAAGGAAGCAGUGUCCUAGAUAUGUCUGAGUGGGUGUCCCGCGUAGCGCUGGAAACAAUUGGACGGACAGUGCUGGGAUAUUCGUUUGAUCCACUGGACUCCCCACACAACAAUCCGUACACCUCUGCGAUCAAGGAACUGAUCCCUACUUUGUUCUCGCUUUCGGUUCUACGCCAAUUUGCCCCGUUCUUGUCGCGAUUAGGGACACCUUGGCUCAGAAGGAAGAUCGUUGAUUGGACACCGAAUAAGGCAAUCCAAAAGAUUAAAAAUAUGUCGGAUAUUAUGGAUAGUACGGCUAGGAGUAUUCUGCGAGAGAAGCAAAUUUUGAUGAAUAAGCCGGAUCUGUAUGAAACAAAUUUCGGAAAUGUCGAAGAAGACAAGGAUAUCAUCAGCGUUCUUCUUCGUGCGAAUGAGAAGGCUGCAGUGGGAGAAAAGCUUUCAGAGUCGGAGUUGACCGGUCAAAUGACAGUUCUUAUUUUUGGGGCACAGGACACGACGUCUUCAGCGUUAUCGCGGAUUUUGCACUUGCUUGCUAUGAAUACUCAUAUACAGGAUAAGGUUCGAGAAGAAAUUACUGCUGCUUUCGCAGAGGUAGACAGACUAGGGUAUGACUCGAUUUCUGAACUUGCUUGGUUGGACGCCGUGGUCAAGGAAACCCUCCGUUUUAAUUCUGACACUGCCGACGCCUCUGUCAUUGUACCAGCCGGUACAACGCUUUUUGUUGGGAUCGCAGGAGCGAACCGACUCGAGUCCGUUUGGGGUGUUGAUGCAAAGACAUGGAAACCUGAGCGUUGGCUGUCCGAUAGAAACCCAGCUACAAUGCAUUUGCCGGGUAUCUACUCUGGGAUGUUGUCGUUCUUCGGAGGAGGUCGAUCUUGCAUUGGAUACAGGUUCGCUUUGAUGGAGAUGAAAAUCAUUCUCGCGACGCUUUUGCGUCGGUUCAAAUUUUCUUCGACCAAUGACGAAAUUAUCUGGAACCUCUCACAAAUCAUCUCUCCGUCAGUUCGUCGUCCUUCGACAAUCAACGAUAGUGGCUUUGAAGAAGAAAAGGGUCUACCUAUGGUUGUCGAAUUGACGACUGAAGAAUAA